UGUGGUCAUCUGAAGACGGACACUGACUGCGCCACUGCUAACAACUCAACCUUAUCAAGCCGUUCUCAAACCAGCACGAAAGAGAAGACAGAGAGUGAAGUGUCUCAGAGGUUUUAAAAACGUGUUCGUUGCCGCGAUUCAUUCUCUGCGUUAUUGGAUGAUAAUGUGUGCUGACCCUCCUUAAAAACCUUGUUAUUCAGUUUAUUUGGAAUAGAGCUCCAGAGAUCGUCUUAGCACAAUGGCACUUCUGGACACUGAUUUUGGGAUGAAGGGCAGCAGCAUCAUGAAGGAGUGGAGUGGACAGGUCCAGCCAGCUCUGGUGGCUUCCUUUGUUUUCCUCUUCUGUCUGGAAGCCUGUCUGUGGGUAAGGAAUCUCAGACUCAAGAGGAGGCUACCAGGACCAUUUGCCUGGCCGGUGGUAGGCAACGCCAUGCAGCUGGGACAGAUGCCUCACAUCACCUUCUCCAAGCUGGCUAAGAAGUAUGGCAACGUGUAUCAGAUAAGACUGGGCUGCAAUGACAUCGUUGUGCUCAAUGGAGAAACAGCAAUACGAGAAGCCUUGGUUCAACACAGCACUGCGUUUGCAGGCAGACCGGACUUUGUGUCCUUUCAGUCAGUGUCUGGUGGUAACAGCAUGACAUUCACUAACUACAGCAAACACUGGAAAACCCACCGGAAGGUUGCUCAGACCACCAUUAGAGCCUUCUCUUCCGCCAACAGUCAGACCAAAAAGGCAUUUGAACAGCAUGUUGUGGAGGAGGCUACUGAGCUACUUGAAGCUAUUUUCAAACUCAGCGAUGAGAGACAGUUUUUCAACCCAUCUCAUGAACUGACAGUAGCUGCAGCCAAUGUCAUCUGCGCCCUGUGCUUUGGAAAACGCUACGGUCAUGAUGAUAGCGAGUUUAGAACUCUCUUAGGCAGAGUGGACAAGUUUGGAGAGACGGUGGGGGCGGGCAGCCUGGUUGAUGUCAUGCCGUGGCUUUUAAAUUUCCCAAAUCCCGUCCGCAGUGUUUACCGGAGCUUCAAAGAACUCAAUAAAGAGUUUUUCAACUUUGUGAGAGACAAGGUGGUGGAGCACAGGAGGACAUUUGACCCUGAAGUGACCCGAGACAUGAGUGAUGCCAUAAUUGGCGUCAUUGACAAGGCAGAUAGUGAUACCGGGUUGACGGAGGCUCACGCAGAAGGGACAGUAUCCGAUCUGAUUGGUGCAGGACUGGAUACUGUGUCCACUUGCCUUCAUUGGUUGCUCCUUUUGUUGGCAAAAUAUCCCAAAAUACAAAUCAGACUGCAGGAGCAGAUUGACAAAGUUGUAGGCCGCGACAGGCUGCCCAAUAUGGAGGACAAAGCCAGCCUGGCUUACCUAGAUGCUGUCAUCUAUGAGACCAUGCGCUACACCAGCUUUGUACCUCUCACCAUCCCACACUCCACCACCUCAGAUGUUACCAUCGAAGGCCUCCACAUCCCCAAAGACACGGUGGUCUUUAUCAACCAGUGGUCUGUCAACCACGACCCUUUGAAGUGGAGAGACCCGCAUAUCUUUGACCCGUCACGGUUCCUAGAUGAAAACGGCGUCCUUGACAAGGAUCUGACUAACAGUGUAAUGAUCUUCUCUGCGGGGAAGAGGCGUUGUAUUGGCGAUCAGAUUGCCAAAGUUGAGGUCUUUUUAUUUUCUGCUAUUUUGAUUCACCAAUGCACAUUUGAGAAUAAUCCAAAUCAGGACCUUUCCUUAGACUGCUCCUAUGGUUUAACUCUGAAACCCGCAAACUACAAGAUCUCUGCCAAGCGCAGAGGAAAACUUAUUGGGGCAUAGGUUUUCUAAUUUGUGUUUUUUAAUACGUGCACCCACUAAUGGACUAUAUUAGUGUACACUUUACUGUAAACAGUAUGUACACAACAGUUAUUAUGUAUGCUUUGGUAUGUAGCAACCGUUAUAUCAUUAGCUCAUCUGAGUGUUGUUAUACAUAAAAAACUUUUUUGAAAAAAUGUUUUGUGAAAUACACAUUUGUAUUUCAAUUGUUUUACUCUACAAUGAAUAGGACAUUUAGAAACAAAAAAAAGUAUUACUCAUGAUCUAGGAAAAUAGAUAUUGUGCCAAUUCAUGUUACAAAAUAAAUCUUCCUACAUUUUCAUAUUAGAAUUUAAUAGACAAUUUCACUCCAUUCAAAUAUUAUAGAACAGUAGAAUGCUACACCAAAUCAAUUGAUAAGAAAACAACCAAGAUAUACAGUAUGUCUAUAGAUUACUGUAUAGUUGUUAUGUCAGAAUAAAACGAAAAUGUCAGAAGACCCUUGUUUUUAUACAGUUUGCCGUAUCUAUCUAUUUAUAAAUAUACAUGUACACACUUACAUAAUUCUAUUGUAGUAGGAUGACAUGUUUUAACUGGAUCUUUAUGCUUUGUACUGUAUGAAAUCCACAGUGCCUGGGCUCCAUGCAAUAAAUCCUAUACUCCUUA
Messenger RNA from Esox lucius (northern pike), 2452 nucleotides. Its product is annotated as cytochrome P450 1B1-like. Lineage: Eukaryota; Metazoa; Chordata; Actinopteri; Esociformes; Esocidae. Gene Ontology annotation, biological process: hormone biosynthetic process; progesterone metabolic process. The transcript has a single exon. Gene Ontology annotation, molecular function: heme binding; steroid 17-alpha-monooxygenase activity; iron ion binding. The record is from RefSeq and is a predicted model, not a curated record. The coding region runs from base 239 to 1810 and encodes 523 amino acids.